Ilyonectria robusta is the source of this 1008-nucleotide messenger RNA. RefSeq lists its product as uncharacterized. The transcript has 4 exons. NCBI's taxonomy places the organism in Eukaryota, Fungi, Ascomycota, Sordariomycetes, Hypocreales, Nectriaceae. The record is from RefSeq and is a predicted model, not a curated record. The coding region runs from base 1 to 1008 and encodes 335 amino acids.
AUGUCCCCCAAUGAUCAGCCUCCAGGGUGUCUCCAUGCUCAGUGCUGUCACUAUGCUCCUCCUGCGGGGAAUGAUUCUCAACCUCGGUUGCCGCGGGAGGCAGUUGAGCGAGGACGGACAGGGACUGAGGAUCAUUGUCGGACCCCACCUAAGACCAAUGGCAACGGCGCAUUGAGGGGGACUACAUUUUUGGAUGCAGUCGGCAUUCCACCAGCCAAUCAUCAAGAUCAACUUGUCGGCCCGGAAUGGAGUCGGGAGUGGCCACCAGGGCGAUGGUGGUUUGGGAGACAUCUCACAGAUACCCUGCUCUUUGUCUUUUUCCAUGGCAAUGGCAAUCUCUAUCAGUCCUUAACGGAUCACCUCGUCAAUGAUUUCCUCAAUCGACGGGAACCGCGUAGGGAUCGACAUUGGUCAAGUCCUCCCCGCCUACAAAAGGCCAAGGAUUCUCCGCGUCACAUCGAUAGACUGAGCAAAGGAGGCAUCAGAAAGGACUGGCCGCAGCUCGGGAUUCCUUGCACGAAGAUUGGGCUUUCGUUUUGGCUUCGAAGGAUUCCAUUGCUUGAUCUUCAAGGGAUGGUUCAUAAUGGAUCAAGAACGAUCCAGGAGCGGAGAUCUCCAGCUUUUAUCGAGUCGCUCUCUCCUCUGCACCCACGAGGGCAGAGCCACCCUCCUUCGACGGGGAACGAGAGCGCCUCGAUUGUCGAGCCAACAGGACUCACUAGCGACCCCCAAAACAAGGGUUUGAUUCAGCUGGACUUGGGAGAGAAGGGUCGGACCGACUCGAUGCGCACGGAAAUGGAUAGAAACGUCGGUGAUGUGGCUCUGUUGGUGACUUUGAUCAGCUGGCUACCUCUCGUCGUCUCCAUUGGAUGGCAUCGCCCGGAAGCGAUUCUAUCCGGGCGCUCGAGCAUCGUAAUCGAAGACGAACGCGUCAUCCCCGAGCAUGCCUGGCAAUCCCUCGGCAAGAAUGACACCAUCACUCCCCUCGCUGUUGCAGUUGAGUCAUAA